GCACCAUAAAGCUCGGCAGGGUCUGAACUUGUCAACAUGCAAGUUUAGAUCCCAGAAGCAGCUUUUGAUUUCUGACACCACGAUGAUGGAGAAGGUGGUGCUUUUGUUCGGGCUGGCGGGUCUGGUCACGUCGUACGCCAUACCAGCUUCCUUUGGCGUGCAUGAGGUUUAUGAAAAUGGUGAAGACGAGAACCCGCUCCUGAACCGGGGUUCAGAUGCCAACCUGGUGGAGGGGGACAUUCAUAUUCCUAAAGGGAGGAAUGCCCUCAUUAAUGAGCGGUACCGAUGGAAAUUCCCGAUCCCUUACAUUCUUGGUGAUGAUUUGGAUCUGAAUGCCAAAGGCUGCGUCUACCAGGCGUUUGAAAUGUACCGUCUCAAGUCUUGUGUGGACUUCAAGCCGUACGAGGGAGAGAAAACCUUCAUCAAGUUUGAAAAGAGAGGAGGGUGCUUUUCCAGCGUUGGGGACCAGCAGGAUGGUCAGAUCCUGUCUUUGGGAUCUGGCUGUGACCACAAGGCCGUGAUCGAGCACGAGCUACUUCAUGCGCUGGGAUUCUACCACGAACAAUCCCGCACAGACAGAGACGACUACGUGGACAUCUGGCUGGACCAGGUCUCACCGGGACUUGAACACAACUUCAACAAAUACAACGACGACUUCAUCACUGAUCAAAAUACAGCCUACGACUACGAGUCCGUCAUGCACUACAGGCCCUUCUCCUUCAACAAGAACGAGUCCGUCCCCACUAUCACCACCAGAAUCCCGGAGUUCUACAACAUCAUCGGCCAGUACCUGGACUUCAGCAAGAUGGACGUCCUCCGGCUCAACCGCAUGUACAAUUGCUCCGGCCCGCUCACCCUCCUGGACCAGUGUUCGUUUGAGUAUGCGAGCAUCUGCGGGAUGAUCCAGAGCUCCUCCGACGAUGCCGACUGGGUUCACACCAAGAGUGAAGAGGAUCACACCCUCCUGGGGAGGUGCAGAGAUGCGGGUUAUUUCAUGCACUUCAACACCGCGACCGGGAAGUCUCAGGAGUCAGCUUUACUGGAAUCUCGAACCCUUUACCCGAAGAGGAAGCUCCAGUGUCUGCAGUUCUUCUACAAGAUGACAGGAAGCCCCAGAGACCGGCUGGUGAUCUGGGUCAAGAUGGAUGACGGCACAGGCACUGUCCGCCGAAUGAAGAAAAUACACACCUUUGAUGCGGAUUCUGACCACACAUGGAAGAUUGCCCACGUCCCAAUGGAAGUAGGAGUGAAAUUUCGCUACGCCUUCCAAGCCAUGCGUGGCGAUACGGAUACGUCCAGGGGCGGUAUCUACAUCGACGAUGUCAGCCUGACGGAGACGCGUUGCCCCAACGCGGUGUGGACCAUCCACAACUUCUCUAAGAUCAUGGAGACGGCUGAUGUCAACACAGUCAUCAACAGCCCUCGUUUCUACAGCCCUGAAGGCUACGGCUACGGUGUCAGCAUCAGUCCUCUGUCCCAUUACACCGAUUACACAGGGAACUACAUGGGGCUCUACUUCCAUUUGGCCAGCGGUGAGAAUGACAUAGUGAUGAAGUGGCCUGCUGUGAACAGACAGGCCACGCUGGUGGUGAUGGACCAGGACCCGGAUAUUUUACUAAGGAUGUCUUCUGCUCGCAGUCUCACCACUGACCUGAGGACAACUUCCGAUGGAAAGCACUUCUGGGACAAUCCCUCCAAAGUGGGGAAGUACGACCCCUCCUGUGGCUGCCACAGAAGCGAAUCAUGGGGCUGGAGGAACUUCAUCAAGCACUUCGACCUCAGGAGGCGCAAUUACCUCAAGAAUGAUGACCUCAUCAUCUUCAUCGACUUUGAGGAUUUAACAUCACUCAUAAAAACAGAAGUUCCCAUCAGGCCAAACGAAUGAGUUCUGGUUAGCUUCUGCAACACUGCGAAACCAGUAAAUGGAUGCAGGACAAGCAGUUUGGAUGAGAAGAACCACCCGCGAAGCCUACCACAGUGUCGCGAUCCUACUGUACAUGUUGCCAUCAAACAAUUUGUUAGUCAACCGAAUUGCUAAGUUUGGAAUUAAUUAAAAUAAUUGAAGUCAAUUGUUGAAGAAAGCAUCUGUUUUUUUAUGUUUGUUUGUUUUGUGCUGCAAAAAUCACCGCUAUUUCAUUGAAUUAGAGGGAAUGCACUUCUCAGAAAAACUGGAAUAUGUUACUGUAAAUCCAGUUGUGACUUUCAAAUCAAUUCAAUCAAUUUGUAUUUCUAACUCUUACAGCUAGUGUCUGCUAUAUGCAAUAAAUUGCUCCCAAUUGCA
Molecule: messenger RNA, 2281 nt
Organism: Cololabis saira (Pacific saury)
Lineage: Eukaryota; Metazoa; Chordata; Actinopteri; Beloniformes; Belonidae
Gene: mep1a.1
Product: meprin A, alpha (PABA peptide hydrolase), tandem duplicate 1
Exons: 14
Coding region: 83-1885 (600 amino acids)
Biological process (GO): proteolysis
Cellular component (GO): membrane
Molecular function (GO): zinc ion binding; metalloendopeptidase activity; protein binding
Source: RefSeq, a predicted model, not a curated record